GUGUAGCUCUUCCCACUGUGAAUGACUUGAAAGAAGACAAACAAAACAAAUGAAAGAAGAAACAGUCCGACGUAAGCAGCGAGCGGUUCUCACGGGAAGCCGAAGGAAUACUUUGCUCCUUUAAACUCUUCAAACCCUCUCCCUGCGUUCACCUGUAUGACGGCGUGAAGAAACGAGGCACUAAGCUAUGGAGAGCACCGUUGAGGCCUCCCAGAGUGGAGGCCUGCCUAGAAAAAAGCCAGCUCUGCCCCCAAAACCCAGUCUCGCCCCCAAGCCUUUCUCUCUGCAAAAUAACAGCACAAUUCGCUCCUUCAGUGCUCCAAAGGCUGCUCCCAAAGCUGCAACUACACCCAAGUCACAAAAACCUCAGGCCCAAAAACCAGAGACAAAAAGUCACCCAUCCACAGCUGUGACCACUCCUGCUAAGAAACUGCCUCAACCUACUUCAGCCUCAGCUCCCAAAGCUCCAUCUGCAAAAGUGCCACCUAAAUCUAAACCAGAGGAAACAAAAACAAGUGCUGCACCUCCACAGAAAGAGAAUGGUCUUGGUUCUGAGACAGGUGCACUGAAUCCAGACACUAAAGCAGCUCCGCCUAAAGAGGAACCCAAGUCACCAACAGUCCAGAAAGACAGUGUCAUCCAAACAAACCACCAAAAACCCAAAGAGGCUGUUGCUGCUAAUGUGGAGAAGAACAAUGGAGAGGAACCACAGAGUGAUACUCCAGUUUCUUUUGACCAGAAGAUGGUGGAGACGAGCAAUAACAGUUCUGGAGCAAACAGUCCAGUAUGCCAGCAGGGAAGCACACGGAAGCGUCUCCCUAAAGAGCUCACCUCAAAGUUUGAGUCAGGUGGGGUCCCUAAGCCUCCCCAACCUAUGAAAGCCAUUCCUAAACCUAUUGCCAAAGAUGAGCCUUAUAAACCAGAAUCCUCUGAAACACAACACAGUCAGACAACACCAGAGCCUCCGGUCAGAGAGAGUGAUCCCGAUGCACCAAAGGAGGAUUUUACUGGUGGAAACAGCAUUAAAAAGAGAAUCAGUCUCUUGUUUGAGUCUGUGUCAAAGCCAGAGGUCACAACCAAAAGAGAUGAGCCAGAAAUUCCUAAUGGGACCCAAGUUGUGAAGAAGCAGAUCAAAAACUGGGUGGCAGAAACAGGUCCGGAGGAUCAGAAGGUUGAAAAAAAGAGUACGCCUACAGCUAGAGCUCGCUCCAAGAGCUUUGAACGUGAAGCUGAGAAAUUGCCUGAAAAACCAGAAGUGGAGGUUUGUGCAGAAGAAGAGACGCCCACCCAGUCGACAGUUUCUGCAUCUUCAGAGAGUCAAACUGAACCACAAAAGGAGUCGAGAACGGACAAUAAAUCCUUAGAAAAUGCAACCGAUGCAGCAUCAGUGACUGACAAACCAAAGGAAGAUGAUGUCGGGCUGCAGAAGAACCAUGUUGCUGCUGCUGAUAAAAAGGACUUGACCUCUGACAGUGCGCUGAAGAAGAAGAAGAAAGCCAAACGCCGCUCUGUUCGCUUUGGAACUGUGGUGGCAGAUGACGGUGGACCUCCAGUGAUGCUGAGUCCAGACCCUGAAUCCAGUGAAGAUGAAAAGCAAAGCAAGGAUGCUGAGGUUGAAAGCAAGAAGGAAGAGGAGGCCGUCGUUCCGAUACCCGUCUACAGAACAGUUGGCAUUCUCCAGAGGAUGAGGUUUGAACAAAUGCAGAAGGAAGAGGAGGGUUUACAGGGCAGACUUGAGCUGGAAGAGGAGCAAAAAAGAACAGAAGAGGAAGAAGCGAGGGAGAAAGAGGAAGCAAGACAGAGAGAACUGGAGAGAGAAAGGUUAGAGGAAGAGAGAAGAGAAAUGGAAAGACUAAGAGAAGAAAAGAUUGAAAAAGAAAGGCAAAUGGAGCUGCUAAGACAGAAAGAGUUAGAGGAGGAAAUAGAGAGGGAAAGGUUGAGGCUGGAAGAGGAGGAAUCUACAAUGAGGCAGGAAAGAGAGAGACAGAUGCAAAGGGAAGAGGAGGAGAGACGCAAGAAACAGAAACUGGAAAAGGAAGAAAGAGAGCAGGAGUUAGAGCUGAUGAAGAGGAAAAAACAGGAGGAGGAGGAGAGACUCAGACAAAAGCAGCUGGAAAAUCAAAAGUUAAGACAGGAGGAAGAGGAAAGGGAGAAGAUUAGGAAACUGAAAGAGGAGGAGGAGAUAAACAGAAGGAAACUUGAGGAGCAAAGAUUGAAGGAGUUGGAUCUGAUUAGGCAGAGGAAGGAGGAAGAGGAGGAGGAGAGACUAAGGCAAGAAGAGCUCGAAAAAGAAGAGUUAAGACAGGAGGAAGAGGAGAAGGCCAGGAAGCUGAAAGAGGAAGAGGAGAUAAAAAGAAGGAAGCUUGAGGAGCAAAGAAAGAAGCAGUGGGAGUUGAUGAUGCUGAGAAAGGAAAAGGAGGAGGAGAUAGAGAGGCUUAGGAAGCAAGAGGAGGAGGAGAGAAAUAGAAGAGAACUUGAGGAAAAGCAAAUGAAGGAGUCGGAGAUAAUGAGACAGAGACAGGAAGAGGAGGAGAGACUCAGACAGGAAGAGCUGGAAGAACAGAAGUUAAGAAAGGAGGCUGAGGAGGAGAGGAUCAGGAGGCUGGAAGAGGAGCAGAGGCUGAAACGGGAGGAUGAGGAGAGAAAACGAAGAGAGCUGGAGAGGAAGAUGCAUCAAGAAAAAGAGGAAGAAAGGAAAAGGGCAGAGGAUAGAAAGAUACAGAUAGAAAAAGAGAGGGCAGAAGAACUGAGGAGAAAGAUGCAAGAGGACCUGGAAAGACAACAAGCAGAGGAGCAGAGUAAAAGGCUGAGAACAGAGGAAGAGAAUGAAAAGGGGGCAGAAAAUCUCAUCAAUUUUGGCACAGAAGAUUUGUCUCAAAAAUCCGAGCCCCCGUUCUCCCCCUCAUCAAACACCUCCGAGAACACAGAGUCCCUCAUCGACAUCGUCUACGAUGACUUCUCAGUCCAGAACCCUCUGCUCGACGUUGUCUACGACGACUUUUCUGUCAAACCUAAAAGAUGGACUCCUCAGCCUAGGCUGGAAACUGCUCCCGUCAGCGCCUGGACGGCCAAACCUUUGAAUGAUAACGCGCUGGUCUCCUUCGACACUGAACCAUUGGAACCUCUGAGAGAAUAUGAACCGCAGAAGGUCGACAAACAGCUGGUGUCCAGUCCAACCCAGGAGAGCCCAGAGAAUGAAAUGAUAGAGGGGUUGUUGGUGGACAUAGGUGGGGAUGAGGAGGUAGAGAGGCCCAUGGAGGAACAGAUCAAGUCCAUAGAGAUAAUGACGGAGGAGGAUGAGAAAGAAGAAGAAGAAGAAGAGGAGGAGGAAGAAGAGGAGGAGGAAGAGGAAGCAGAGGAGGAAAACAUUAAGACUGAAGCAGAAAUGGAACUUGAUGUUGAAGAAGACAACGAGGUAAUCAGUAAACCUUAUUUCUUUUUAACCAACAAGUACUAGAGAAAUUAAAAUAUGUGCAAAAAAACUUGAAAUUUUUCAGUUUUUACUGUAGGAGCAGAAUAUCACUGAUAAAUGUCAACAAUUCAACCAU
Cyprinodon variegatus (sheepshead minnow) is the source of this 3548-nucleotide messenger RNA. Its product is annotated as golgin subfamily A member 6-like protein 22. The transcript is spliced from 3 exons. Lineage: Eukaryota; Metazoa; Chordata; Actinopteri; Cyprinodontiformes; Cyprinodontidae. The coding region runs from base 188 to 3457 and encodes 1089 amino acids. The record is from RefSeq and is a predicted model, not a curated record.